CUGUGUCUUUACAUUGAUGCCUGUGCAUUGGAAGAAAUGGCCACCUCUUCCAACUUUUGCAGGUGUUCUUUGGUGGUGUUAGACUUUUAUUACUUAACAUUAGAACUUUAUUUGCUGGCCUGUAGUUUCUUCCCAUUCUGGGAAGGAUUUAUAUUGAGCACCAGAACUUAAACACUUCCCUGGAACUAAAUUACUGCCCUUUCAUUGUUUCCCAGUCUGGGGAAGACUUAUUGUGAGUACCAGAACUUAUAGCUUGCACAGGAACUUAAACACAGACUUGCAGUGGUUUCCAGGUCUGGGGAAGACUUAAGAGAGCACCAGAAUUUCAUCACUGACUUUUCAGUUGCUUCCAGGUCAGGGGAAAGUUCCAUGUAAGCAUCCGGGCUGUGUGGGAAAUCUGACCAGGGACUCAGGCCUUGCCAUGGGUUGUAUCCCAUGAAGCACUAUGGCACUGUCCAGUCUCCUUCGUGUGAUGCCCAGCUGAUUUAUAUGCAGAGUAGCCACCAAGAUCCACAUGCUAGUUCCUGUGAUAAGCACCCCUUCCCCCCACUUGUCUUCAAUUCACCCCGGGUGGUUCAGCCCUCCUGGCAUUCCCAGUGCUUCCUGUGGGACAGGACUGCAGUGGGCUUCCCAUGAAAAUUCCCAGACCAGUGGGAAGGUAGAAUGUCCACUUCCAGUUCCCUCCUCCCACCUUGGAAACUGUGGGUCCAGGGAAGUUCUCUAAAAACACUGAAGAGGCACCAGAUCAUGCACUCCCAGAAAGCUCCACUUGCACUCCUUGAGGGCUCCACCUUCGAUAGAAAAGGAGAAAUGGCAGCUUUGCUCUUCUCUAGGCUGUGGAAAGUCUCCAAUUCAACUCUGUUCCAAAUGAUGCUGGUCACUGUUUUGUUGGCUACCGUUCUUGGUGACUGUGGUCCUCCACCCAAGUUACCAUUUGCUUCUCCAAUAAAUCCGUUGUAUGAUACUGAAUUCAAAACUGGAACUACUCUGAAAUACACCUGCCACCCUGGAUAUGGUAAAAUCAAUUCAAGUCGACUGAUUUGUGAUACCAAAGGCUCAUGGAACUAUAGUAUCUUUUGUGCAAAGAAACGAUGCAGAAAUCCAGAAUUAAUCAAUGGGAUAGUGGAAGUUAAGAAAGAUCUUCUCCUUGGUUCAACCAUAGAAUUCAGCUGCUCAGAGGGGUUUUUCUUAAUUGGCUCAACCACCAGUCGUUGUCAGAUCCAAGGUAAAGGAGUUGACUGGAGUGAUCCUCUCCCAGAAUGUGUAAUUGCCAAGUGCGAGCCCCCUCCAGACAUCAGGAAUGGGAAACACAGCGGUGGAGAUCGAGAAUUCUACACAUAUGCCUCCUCUGUCACUUACACCUGCAACCCCUACUUCUCACUCAUAGGCAAUGCUUCCAUCUCCUGCACGGUGGAGAAUAAAACAAUAGGUGUCUGGAGCCCAAACCCUCCUAUCUGUGAAAAAAUUGUCUGUCGUCGACCACAGAUUCCAAAGGCAAUCUUUGUUUCUGGAUUUGGACCCCUCUAUACUUACAAAGACUCUAUUGUGGUUAACUGUGAGGAAGGUUAUAGCCUCCGAGGCAGCAGUUUAAUCUAUUGUGAAGCGAAUAAUGAGUGGUAUCCUUCUGUUCCCUCUUGCGUAUCCAGAGUGGAUGCUUGUACCGACCUACCGGACAUUUCCUAUGCUUCCUGGGAGAGAAAUGACUACAACCUAAGUGAUCACGAAAUAUUUGAAAUUGGAACUGAGUUGAAAUAUCUAUGCAAACCUGGCUAUAGACCUGUUUUAGAUGAGCCUCUGACUGUGACUUGUCAGGAAAAUUUGACAUGGACAUCUUCCAACGAGUGUGAGAGGGUAUGUUGCCCAACACCAGAUCUGGAGAAUAUCAGAAUCAUAAAUGAAAGGAGGUAUUUCACUGGUAGAUGUGUCUAUGCCUAUGGAGACAAUAUUUCAUAUAUGUGUGAUGAAGGCUAUUAUCCUGUUUCUGUUGAUGGGGAGAGUUCAUGCCACACAGAUGGCACAUGGAAGCCUAAAAUGCCAGCAUGUGAACCAGUUUGCAGUUACCCUCCCAGUAUUGCCCAUGGACACUACAAGGAAGUUAUUUUAAUAACUUCUUAUCCUGAGGCUACAUACGAAUGUGAUGAAGGAUAUGUUUUGGCUGGAUUUGCUACAAUCUACUGCAAGUCUUUUCACUGGCAACAUGCACCUCCUCAAUGUAAAGCUCUGUGUCUGAAACCAGAAAUAGUGAAUGGAAGGCUGUCUGUGGAUAAGGAUCAGUAUGUUGAGCCUGAAAAUGUCACUAUCGAAUGUGAUUCUGGCUAUGGUGUGAUCGGUCCCAAAAGUAUCACUUGCUCAGAGACGAGAACCUGGUACCCAGAAGUGCCCAGGUGUGAGUGGGAGGCACCUGAAGGUUGUGAGCAAGUGCUCACAGGCAGAAAACUCAUGCAGUGUCUCCCAAGCCCAGAGGAUGUGAAAGUGGCCCUGGAGGUGUAUAAGCUGUCUCUGGAGAUUAAACAACUUGAAAAAGAGAGAGACAAAUUGAUGAACACCCAUCAGAAAUUAUCUGAAAAAGAGGAAAUGAAGGACUUAUUUUUCCCUUCAAAUCAACAUACAGAAUCUUCAUUCAUCAAUUCUACUCUUCCUUAAGCAACAUCACUCUAAUAAGUGUUUGGGCUGGAGAACUUUCUUACUACUGCUAGAGAAAAUGUGUAAUUAUCGGUAAUCUAGCCUUUUGUAGCUCAAAUGUCUACUUUCCUGGACUUGAAGUGCUGGUUAAUUAAAUAAUUAUUUAUCAAAUAUCA
Macaca mulatta (Rhesus monkey) is the source of this 2798-nucleotide messenger RNA. The record is from RefSeq and is a predicted model, not a curated record. NCBI's taxonomy places the organism in Eukaryota, Metazoa, Chordata, Mammalia, Primates, Cercopithecidae.